Mucor velutinosus is the source of this 717-nucleotide messenger RNA. Its product is annotated as Glutamate 5-kinase. Gene Ontology annotation, biological process: vesicle fusion; endoplasmic reticulum to Golgi vesicle-mediated transport. The transcript has 4 exons. Gene Ontology annotation, cellular component: Golgi membrane; cis-Golgi network; Golgi medial cisterna. The record is from RefSeq and is a predicted model, not a curated record. NCBI's taxonomy places the organism in Eukaryota, Fungi, Mucoromycota, Mucoromycetes, Mucorales, Mucoraceae. Bases 1 to 717 code for a protein of 238 amino acids. Gene Ontology annotation, molecular function: SNAP receptor activity.
AUGCAAAGAAUCCCUUCACCUUCGCUUGAACCUCUUAUCGAUUCAAAUCAAAACACAACAGCAGCCCAAUCUUGGGAUCAGCUUCGAAAAGAAGCCCGAACUCUGGAAGGAGAGAUUGAGAACAAACUCGCGGUAUUGACAAAGAUUGGACAAUCCACAGGUCUCGACAAUACAGGACAAGAAUCCGAGACAGAAGACUUGUUGAAAAAGUUACAAGCCGUCAUUACUGGCAUGGGCGAUUUCCUGGACAAACCCAGUGCAACACCCACCAAUCCAUCCAUGAUUCAUUUAUUGAGUCGACACAAAGACAUUUUAUACGACUAUACCAAGGAAUUUCGACGAGUCAAAUCCAACAUCAAGCAAGCAAGAGACAAAGCCAACUUGAUGAACCAAGUGCAAGAUGAAAUCAGAACAUUCAAUUCAGGAAACAGAGAUAAUGCAGACUAUUACCUGACAGAGCGUAAUCGCAUUGAGAGUUCGCAUCGCAUGACAGACAUGGUGUUAGAACAAGCUUAUGCUACCAGACAAGAUGUAUCCAGACAAGGGCGUAUUAUGCACGGAGUGAAUCAACGAGUUGGAGGCAUCGUGAAUCGUAUACCUGGCAUCAAUAAUAUUAUAUCAAGAAUCAAUACGAGAAGAAAGCGUGAUACGUUGAUCAUGGCAGGUGUCGUGUCUACUUGUACCAUUCUCAUCAUUUUGUAUUGGUUGCGUACCUAG